Molecule: messenger RNA, 468 nt
Organism: Lodderomyces oxycetoniae
Lineage: Eukaryota; Fungi; Ascomycota; Pichiomycetes; Serinales; Debaryomycetaceae
Product: anaphase promoting complex subunit 11
Exons: 1
Coding region: 1-468 (155 amino acids)
Biological process (GO): protein ubiquitination; positive regulation of mitotic metaphase/anaphase transition; anaphase-promoting complex-dependent catabolic process
Cellular component (GO): anaphase-promoting complex; nucleus
Molecular function (GO): zinc ion binding; cullin family protein binding; ubiquitin protein ligase activity
Source: RefSeq, a predicted model, not a curated record
AUGAAAGUAUCAGUAAUUGAAUGGAAAGGUUAUUGUACAUGGCAUUGGGAUUUAUCAACAGCAGGAGCAGGAGCGGAAGCGGAAGCUGAAGCAACAUCGGUCAAUAAGGAAGGGUCUGCAGGCAGCUAUGUUGAGGAGCUAUGUGGUAUAUGUCGUGUGUCGUUUGAAGGUGCAUGCCCCAGUUGCAAAUACCCUGGAGAUGGGUGUCCACUAGUUCUUGGUUCUGGCUGCACACACAAUUUUCAUCUCCAUUGCAUAUUGAAAUGGCUAGAACAAGAAUCGUCAAAGGGACUAUGUCCCAUGUGUAGACAAAUCUUUGAUUUCAAGCAAAUCACAGAUGAUCUGGUAGAGGAAAUUGCAAAUUUAAAAACUUUAGUUGAUGGACACAAAUUGAUGAGAGAGAGAUUACUACAGAACAACGAGCUGGACUACGAAGUUUUGGAUGGCGAAACCGACGGCCAAAACUAA